Molecule: messenger RNA, 1161 nt
Organism: Magnusiomyces paraingens
Lineage: Eukaryota; Fungi; Ascomycota; Dipodascomycetes; Dipodascales; Dipodascaceae
Exons: 2
Coding region: 1-1161 (386 amino acids)
Cellular component (GO): membrane; cytoplasm
Source: RefSeq, a predicted model, not a curated record
AUGGUCGUCUCUUUGUUUGAUUUAUACUUUCCUCUGCCAUACCGGAUAUGCGCCACUAUCCUUAUAGGAAUUUAUGCUUGGGGUCUCAACGUCCACCUCUUAACUGAUGCUCGCAUCGAUGUCCAGUCUUUGAUCAAAUAUACUCACUACAAUGAUUCUCGAAGACCCUUCUACCAAGCUAUCUACCAUUUUGCCUUUGUCCUAACCCUCUACGUGAUCAUUAGCUGGGGAAUUUUUGUCAUUGGAGUUAACACAAAAGACCUCGAUAUCAAUGGACCCUCUGCCUCAAUCAAGCUCCUCGACUUGGUCCCGGUUCUUACUCUCUUUGGCUUUCUCUUUGCCUUUGUGUAUCCAGGGAAAACUUUCCACUACAAUGGCCGCCAGCGACUCUUGGGAAUCUUUAAGCGCAUCAUUUUUGGCGGCUUAGACAUUGAUUGUCGUUUUGCCGAUAUCCUCAUUGCAGAUGUCCUUACCUCCUACAAUAAGGUUCUCCUUGAUUUGGUCUACACCCUUUGCAUCUUUUUCUCGGGAAAAUCAAGUCUCACAAACCCAAACCGGACCUACGGUGGUGACUUUGUUGCCCCAAUCACCAUGGCCAUACCCUCUCUGAUCCGCUUCAGCCAGUGCUCAAUUGAUUAUCUCCGCUCAGGUGCUACCAUUCACAUUCUCAACUGCAUCAAGUAUGCUUCCGCAUUCCCCAUCCUAAUUGCCGCCUUACUGCUUAAAAAAUCAAAAGAUUCCCCAGACCAAGACGCUUUCUUUGACCAAAAUUUCUUCUUCAAACUAUGGACCCUCGCAUCCCUCAUCAAUUCUACUUAUUCCUUUUACUGGGACGUCACAAAUGAUUGGGGACUAGAACUUUUUGACUCUUUCCCUUCAUACCACUAUGGUGGCCUGCGCUCUGUCCGCGUCGUUAAGUUCCGUCUCGUUUACUACGCUGUAGUUCUCAUCGACUUUACUCUUCGUGCAGUUUGGAUUUUGAAACUUACUUACUCCUGGAACGACUUCCCAGAUCUUGAAACCGGCCUUUUUAUUCUCGAGACUCUUGAAAUUUCACGCCGCGCCUUUUGGGUUUUCUUCCGCACUGAAAAGGAAUGGGCUUCCUCCGGUACAAUCAUCAAAGAUCACAACAUUCAACUACCUUUAACUGAAAGACGAUAA